GUAGGUACUCUGCCUGUCCGGCUGUGGAUUAGUGAAGCAUCACUAUAUUGUGUGGAGCAUCACUAUACUAUGUGGAUUAGUGAAGCAUCACUGUAUAUGAAGCAUCACUAUAUAUAUCACUAUAUGAUGUGUAUUUAUGACCUUCUGGUAUCUGCUUUUCGCCGUCGACAUGGGAAAGGAACAGAGCAAGCUCAAGCCGAGAGAUCUCCACGAAUUGACAACAAUGACGAAAUUCAGGGAGCAGGAAAUCAAAAUUUAUCACAAGGAAUUUCCAAAAGGGAGUAAAUCUGGAACGGUGACGGUGAAUGAUUUGAAAAAGUUGUGCUCGAAUUUCUUCCGGGACGGAGACCCAUCGGAGUUUGCCGAGCACAUAUUUCGGAUUUUUGACCAAAAUGGCGACGGUGUAUUGGACUUUCACGAGCUGAUUGUGUCGAAGGCGAUACUGAAGAAAGGCGAUGUCAACGAAAGAGUAAAAUGGGCGUUUGAUAUUUAUGAUAUUGAUGGCAAUGGGUAUAUAACAAGGUAAUAAUACUUUUAAAUCUGAGAACGUAUGGCUAAAUUGCAGUAUAUCAAUCCACUUUUGAAGGUAUCACCUGUUAUCAUGAUACUCGAUGAUACGAAGUGAAAAUGAUUACGUAAUAACUAUAUAACCGCGCUAUUAUAAAAACCUGGGUAACCUAUAUUUUUGCGUGAUACGAUGAUAUAAACAUGAUUACGUAAACAGCAUAUGUUUCUUUCUUUAAUAAUACAAAAACAAUAAACUAAACACCAUAUACUUCUUUCGUUAAACCAAAACGCCUCUAAAUAUCAAUUAAUACUGCGUUCACUCAUACGUUUUUACUUUUAGCGCGAAAAACAAGCUAAAGCCAACCCACAUAUAAUACAUUGCAUACUCACAAAAUAUUCCCCCUGCAUCUCCAGUAUGACUAAAUAAAACAUUCAUCCGUUAUGCAUAUCAGAAGAGACAUUAGGCCUACAAACCACGUUUUUAAUUGCCUCGUUCUCAGUUUCAAUAUUCUAAUUGUUCACAAACAUAUUUAUCAAUUCUGAACUACUUUUAGUAUGUAUAUAUGUGUUUGCCUUGUUCUUUGAAAGCACGUAUCAAUAUAUACACAAAUGUAUGUAUACAGCUAUUUCAAUUAAGGUUGUCCACGAGCAAAGCGGAAAAGUCGAAUACGAGCGCGAGAGGCUGCUGGGAAUCGCUUUGAAAAUUCAUUAGUCUGUUAGCGAUUCCCACUAGCAGUCUUUCGCGCUCGUAUUCAACUUUUCCGCUUUGCUCGUGGACAACCUUAAGGUUGCUCCCUAGGGUUUUAUUUCCGGGGGUUACGUUCUUCGUAUAUAUGUAAUCAAAAUAUAGUAAAAAUUGCCAAAAUUAAACCCAAAUUUCUCCCUUUUCCAUCGGUGAAAUUUUUUAAAACUUUGCACAUUUUUCACAUUGACACAACAAGUGCAAUUUCCUUUUUUCUUAAAAUUAAAUUGACGUUUUUAAAUUUUUUUAAGAAACGUAUCGAUUUAAUUUUUUUAAAUUGAGGAAAAAAAUCAUUAUACAAGUAUUAUCUUUUAUGCGAAGUUUUAAAAAAUUUCACCGAAGGGAAUUUUCAAAAUGACUUGGAAAAGACAAAUUUUGAGCUUUAUUCUAAGCAUGCUGCUGUCAUGACAACAUAUUUUUAACACAAAAGUAGCAAUUUGCAAUGUUCAGGAGAACAUUGUCAAUGUGUCCAAUAAAUUUCGUCUUCAUAUCAUGUAAACUGAAGAAACAAGAUUCUCCUGAAUACUAUAGACUGUAGUAAUUAAAAAACCCUAGGGAGCCACCUUAAUUGAAAUAGCUGUAUAUAAUUUCAGACAUGUAUAUGUCAUACCAUUUUAGACGAGAUUAUCUAAAGUGCGAGCUGCGAGUUGCGAGUUACGAGUAUAUUGUUAAUUUAAUAUCGGGUUUAAUUUUAACCUAGCCUGCGUGGCAGGCCCUCAAAUUUAUGGGGGCAGGAUUUUCGCGGGCUCCGGGGGAGAAUUAAGGGCCUGCAGGAAAGCCCGCCUUUCGUGACUACACGCCCCAGUCAUAACAUAAUUAAUUGGUUUCUAAAAAUAUUCGCACGUAAACAUGUCAAUCAAACCAAAUUGCGAAUUAUUAAACUCAAUAUUAUAAUAGAAUUUAAUACAAUAUUGCAGAUUUUGUAAAUGUUGUUUUAAAUUAAACAGCAAUUUGGCAAUUUUACGAAAAUUGUUCAUGUUUCAACACAAAACCAUCAAGAAAACAAUCUUUCGGAAUUGUGCUCUCAGAUUAUAUGUGAGAAAGUUGGCCUCAAGAAAAAUUCUAAAAGUGCAUGAGCUUGUAACGGAAUUAAAAUCUUUUGUUAAUACACUACAGUACUACACGAGAAGUUUCAACACCAUUACCAGCCCAAAGAUGUAGAAACAUCAGGAAAGCGUAAACUGUUAAUUCCUGACCCGCUGACCGUGGCGCUAGUCCAUUCAACCAAACUGAAUCAAAUCGCGUUUGUUCUCCGCUAUGUUUUCAAACAGGUAGGCCGGGUAGUAUGUCUAGAACUGAAUCGAAAUCUGCGCGUAAAAGUGCUUGUUCAGCAGCAAUGCAAAAGAUGAUCUCACUGGCCAGUCAUCAAGAAAUAGCACAGGUACUGCAGACAACGUGGAUGUAAAUACUGAUUCUGACGAUGUACCGAAGUAAGCUGAACAUCGACGGCUUGAAAACGUGUGAAGGGCGUUCGUCACGAUCGUGACUAAAACACCACACGAGUACAUACGAGUAACAUACGAGUACAUACGAGUACAUACGAGUAACAUACGAGUAACACACGAGUAACAUACAAGUACACACGAGUAACAUACGAGUACAUACGAGUACAUACGAGUACAUACGAGUAAAAUACGAGAAUUAGCACGCUUUCUUUAAAGUUUCUUUCACUUUCACACUUUCACUUUGGCUUCGUAUUAUGUUCAUGUUGUAAAUGCCUUAUUGACAUAGGCGUACGAGACAGGGGGUAGGGGGGGAGGGCAACUGCCCCCCAAAAUUGUGGAAAACCAUGGAAAUUCGGGCAAACGCUAGGAAAAAUCAAGAAAAUUCGGGCAGAUUUAUGAGAAAAUAUGUUAAAAUCAGGUUAUUUCUUUACAAUUCUCCAUAAAAAUUCAGGCAAACUUUCAACCCCCCCCCCCCCAGAAAACAUCAGCCCCGUUCUCCCAUGCGUAUUGAUGGAUUUCGAAGCCUCGCACGACGUAGAAAAAGUAAUUAAUUAAUAUAUAUAGAAUAAAGAUUUGUAUGUUCUAAGACUCUGAAAAGGUUUAAAUGUAGUAUAUUGCUCACAGGCUGUCAGAGAGCUUUUGUAGUAUAUGAAAGUGCAUGUUUGCCAUGUUGUUUAUACGUCUGUAGUCUAUGUGUUUUGCAAAUUUAAUACGUGAAUUGUACACCGGGAAAUAUAAAAUACUUAGGGUUCAUUAUUUAUCGGUUGGGGAGGGGGGAAGGAGCUGUUGGAUUCUAAAAUUCAAACAACAUAAUAAAAAUGACCCUCCCUUUUAAUGUGUUUAAAAAUGUAGUCCACCCCUUUAGAAUUUUUAAAAUUAAAAUUUUUCACCCCCCUCCAACAAUAAAGUUAAGAAGAACAUAGUAUGGCCGUAUGGUAGUUUUUCCCAUCCUAUUCUUUUGUGUGCUCUUUACAACCUGGGGGGUAGAGAGGACCUUCAACUUGGGGAUGAUGGACAGGAUUUAGCCAACAGGGGGGGUGGGUGCGAAAUAAAAUCUAAAUCCACAAUAUAAUUGUGUAUAAUCUUGUCUAAGUAAGUAGAUAUGACCCCAAGAAGAAAGGGUUUACUUUGGGUUUUUAAAUGUAAAAUAUAUUUACUUUCAAUCAUCAUUCGGUUUUAAAAGUAAUUCGCAUUAUUUUAACCCAUCAUUUUCCAUCACGAAAAAUCAUGUCUUUUAUGCAUUAUACAGUUUUCGGACUUAUGCAAACUCACACCCCGAAAAUGCAGGAAAUCGCAUUUCAGGGACCCUAGAUUUCAAAAUAUUCUGGGGAGCAUGCCCCCAGACCUCCACUAAAAUGGCUCCCGCCUUUUGCGCUGGCUACGCCACUAUCUCUAUACUAUCUUCUUUAUAUCAAUGCUAUAAAAUUUUAUUGUCUCCCCAAAACACUUCUUCAAAAGAUUUAAACCACUCUUUUUAUUUUACACCUACAAAAUAUAUCCCCCCCCCAUUAUUUUACCAGCCCCCCCCCCCAACCGAUAUAAAUAAUGAACCCUAAGUAUUUUAUAUUUCCCUGUUGAAAACGUAUUAACAGGUGUACAAUUGACGUAUUAAAUUUGCAAAACACAUAGGAGAACGGGGCUGAUGUUUUCUGGGGGGGGGGGGGGGAGUUGAAAGUUUGCCCGAAUUUUUAUGGAGAAUUUUAAAGAAAUAACCUGAUUUUAACAUAUUUUCUCAUAAAUCUGCCCGAAUUUUCUUGAUUUUUCCUAGCGUUUGCCCGAAUUUCCAUGGUUUUCCAAAAUUUUGUGGGCAGUUGCCCCCCCCCCCGCCCCCCUGUCUCGUACGCCUAUGUCAAUAAGGCAUUUACAACAUGAACAUAAUACGAAGCCAAAGUGAAAGUGUGAAAGUGAAAGAAACUUUAAAGAAAGCGUGCUAAUUCUCGUAUUUUACUCGUAUUUUACUCGUAUGUACUCGUAUUUACUCGUAUGUUACUCAUAUGUACUCGUAUGUUACUCGUAUGUACUCGUAUGUUACUCGUAUGUACUCGUAUGUUACUCGUAUGUACUCGUAUGUACUCGUAUGUACUUGUGUGUUACUCGUAUGUUACUCGUAUGUACUCGUGUGGUGUUUUAGUCACGAUCGUUCGUCACUUAAAUUAACUGUGCUUAAAUCAUUAAAAGUGCUCUUAGGUCAUCCGAAUGGGAAUAUUGUGACGCGUAACCCUACAAACGAAAAAUGGCUGGACCACAGUGACGAACGCCCUUCACACGUUUUCAAACCGUCGAUGUUGAGCUUAAUACUUUUAUAUAGUACAUCAUCAGAAUCAGUAUUUACAAUUUUAUAUCCACGCACAUUAAUUGUUUGCAAUUAUCCUGUGCUAUUUCCUGACGACUGACCAGUGACGAUCAUCUUUUGUAUCGCUGCUAAAUAAGAAAAAAUAGCCACGAUCGAUGUUCAAGAUUUAUAGAUCGAGGAUUAAUAGAUAGCAACAAUAUUGAAAUCAAUAAAUACUACGGUUUUCCACUGACUUGGUAUUGACCAAUCAGGUGAUCGUAUUCACCGUUCAGAAUCUGAACGGCGUGUAGUCAUAAAAGACGGGCUUUCCUUGCAGGCCCUUAAUUCUCCCCCGGAGCACGCCAAAAUCCUGCCCGCUGCAAAUCAGGCCCCCCAUAAAUUUGAGGGUCUGCCGCGCAGGCUAAUUUUAACCCAGAGUUAACACUAACCUAGCUUUGAAGCACCGAACCAGGUGUUUACGCCUGUGGUUUACACUAAAAAAUCAAAUUGAAAACUGUAUGGCAUCCUGGCGGAUGGGAUUUUAGCUUUGUCUCAAUUUGGCGCCAAUUUUCAGCUUUUGAAAUAAACAUUCAUUGCAUUUAUUUUUAUACUUACAAGCUUGUAAAUAGCAAUCGUUUUUAUGUACUGACGGUUUUUUCCCGUGUAAAAAUAAUUUUUUGUAUGUAUAUGUAUGUAUGUAUGUACGAAUUGAAUUAUUUUAACUUCAGCUGUACUUCAUCCACGUCCCAGGGCUUUUCGGAUGGUUGUACUUCCGAUGAAAAGGACUUGAGUUUAGGGUUCGGAGCGUUCAGUAUACAUAAACAAACUGAGUCGGUGUCUAGUCAUACUUACUAAUAAAAUUAAAUAACUAUAUAUUUUAAGAUUAGAAAGCACAAAAUGGUCGGGAUAACUACUAGAUUUAAUUAAACACAGACACGGCAAAUAUAUUCAACUUGCACUUUUAUUUUCAGUAUAAUUCUUGAACAUGCGAACAAAGUAAACAAACAAGUAAAGGCCGAUUUUCAUCUCGACAGUGGUCCGAUUUUCAUCUCCAUGAGUGGAGCGGCGUAUGAAUCAAUGUCGCUCCAACGUCGCAUAAUGCGACAAGCUCUGCCGAACUUGUGUCGAAGUUUUGCCGCUCCAAAUUCUGCCGUACUUAAUUGAUUCAUACGUCGCUCUUCUGCCGUACCUAAUUCAUCAAUUAAGUUCGGCGCAUGAGAAGUACGCCGUCUGAAACGGGCCUGAAUUUUUCAAAUUCAAAUUAGCUAUAACAUAUUUUUGACAAAAAUAGUGAAAAUUUCAAUCUUAGUAUUUUGAUUUUAUUUGUUCUAAGAGGGAAAAUGGAAAAGGCGGCGGAGUAGGAUCUUUUAUUUCAAAUAGUUUAAACUACAAACUACGAACUGACCUGAAUAUAAACGAGGACAGCGGCGGAAAUCUUGGUCGGGCGGGGGGGAGGGGUCGACCGCCACCACCUUCACGGAAAAUUGCCGAAUUUUCGGAAAUUUUGACCAAAAAGAGGGCUAAAAACAGUCUUUUUGAGUGCAAAUGGGGGGGGGGUAUGUCGGAAAUUUAAAAGUUUUGUCGGAAAUUUAGGAGGCUUUGCCCCCCCCACCGCAAAAAGUGAAUUUCCGCCUCUGAACGAGGAUGGAAUAAUUGAAACGCUUUCAUUAAAAUUAUUUCAACAACUGGUAAAAAUAUUAUCGUUGAUACUAUCUACAGACAUCCAAGUGGCAAUUUUGAAAUGUUUGAAAAUAAACUAAAAUAAUACAAUACUAACGGAAGUUGACAAAACAAGGAAAAUAACAUAUUUAACAUUGAUCGUUCGAAAUCUGAUAAUUGUGAAUGGUUCAGUUUUUUUUAUACCCUGUAUAUCUUUUUGAAAACCCGCGGGCCAUAUCUAAUUAUUUACAAAUAUAUAUAUAUAGUUAUCAAUUACAUUAAUUUUAGUACGCGUAUUUUUUGGUUGUCACGCAAAAAUAUAGCUAGCUUACUCUUGCUUUUAUAAUAGAGCGGUUAUAUACCUAUUACAUAAUAAUUUUCACUUCAUAUCAUCGUAUCAUUCAAAAAUAUAACUUACGCAGGCUUUUAUAGCAGCGCAGUUAUAUAGUUAUUACAUAAUCGUUUUCACUUCGUAUCAUCGUAUCAUCGUAUUAGCCAAAAUAUAGCUUACUCUGGGGGCUUUUAAUAAUAGCGCAGUUAUAUGGUUAUUACGUAAUCAUUUUGACUUCGUAUCAUCGUAUCAUGAUAACAAGUGAGGUUUUCAAAAGUGGACGGGUAUUCUGCAAUCGCUCCACGUUAGUUGCAAAAAUCUUUCAGCCAUUGGAAAGACUUUAAUUAAAACGGAAAAAACACUAUAAGCAUGCAAUUAUUGCCUAUUGAUCAACAUGUGUCGCAAGGAUUAAGAGGAUUAAGCGAGAAGUACAACACUUAAUCUGACUGGUCAAAACGACAUAGUACGCGACUUUUGAUUGGAUCGCUAAUUUAAAAUGAUAUUUAUCAUAAUCAGCCCUAAUGAAUAGGACAAAUAAGCCUACUAUUUUUAUUCACACUUUUGAGAAAUGUAACUUUGUUUGAUUGACAUCUUUAUUUAAAACACGAGAUCCGUUUCGCAAGUUUUUUAAAACAUGUCAUCAUCGCACUGUUUCAUUGUCAUGCUGAUUAAAAUCCAUUGUUUGUAUCUGAAUAUCAUUUACUGAAAAGAACCCAUCUUACCCCUCUCAAUCCGUAUACGGCAGAAUUACAAAAUAGUAUGUACAUGAUGUGCACUAUCGCACAGCUGUAUUGCACAUAACACAACAAAGACGGAAAUCGUAGUGAGUCGGAAUCUUGAGACAUCCGACAUGCAUGAUGAAUGAAUAACAAAUUUAAUGUUGUGCGAGUGGAAAUAAGCGUUGGUAGCACUAUAUGAUAGGUUACUGACGAAUUUGAACAUAACAAUAUUUUGAUCAUUCAUGGCGCAUGUGAUUUCUAAGAUUCUACAUGUGGAAGAACAUUUGGACCUAUUGAAAAUUCGACUAUAACCCCAAAUUUGGUCAUUCUCAUUUGCAACGUUUUGACCACAAAGCUAUAUGAACGGCACAUUUAGUGACAGCAUUAAACAUUAUUUUUUGCUAAUUUACAAUAUAUUCCCGAAUGGUGCUAUGUCGAAACUACUGGGCUUACAACGAUCUCGAACACGGAGACACUUAAAAGAGAAAAAAAGGAUCAAGUUGUCUUAAAAAAAUAAUCACCGCAAUACUGCAUCAGGUCGGGGCGUUGGUUUAAAAUUUCUAUAUCGUCGAUUUCACGAGCAAUCAAAAAUAAGUUGUUAUCAGGAAAACGUUUAGAAUUUUGACAACAAGUACGAAAAAUGUAUUAUUCUAGAAAUGUAUUAAUAAAAAAAAGUGGUAUUUUCAACUAUCGAUCCACGACUUUUAACCCACGACCUCGACCUUUGAGUCUCGAUCCUCGCCGACAUGGACAUGACCCUUGACGAUUACCCAAGCUCGUCCAAUGGCAAUGGAAAACGGGCUUUACAUCUUAUAUAUACGAAAAUUAUUUGCAUCACCGCCACUGGAUGGUGCCGUAUUUGAAACUAUUUUUAAAUUUCUUAUUCCAGAAAUGAACUGCUCGGAAUACUAACAGCAAUCGAGAAGUUUAUAUCCCAUAAAAUAACGGAACAUUUGCAGCAGUUACGGCAAGUCAGAUAUUUGAACGUGUGGACACGAAUUCGGAUGGGAAGAUAUCUUUAGAAGAGUUUAUUGACGGAGCCAAAGUGGAUAUCGACUUAGCAGCCAUGUUGGAUAGAAUAUGAUAACCAAGAACGACCUUCACAAUUAUAUAUCUGAUAAAGCAGCUCCUGCUCGUGUUUUAAAUAGUACUUAAAACAAUCAUUAAUAACUUCUUAUUAACCGAACGCGAGGUAAUAUCGGACCGAGGUUUUUUCUUUAAAGACCAAGGUCCGAUAAUUCUCUGUACAUACCAAGUAAGCGAGGUUAAUAAAAAGUUUAUUAUAUGGCAUUAAUAUAGGCAUUUGUAUGCGUGUAAUAGUUUUGUUUGUGGAAACACCACGUAAAUUUAUUACUGCAAUAAAUUAUUAUUUAUUUUUAUGGUGGUGUUUCCACAAAUAAAACUAUUACAUAUCGCCAUGCAAACUUACAAAGAACUUAAGAAAUGCAUGAUUUGAAAUUAGUAGCCUGGUACACAUUUGGUCGAAGAAAACAAAAAAUACCAAUGUUUUCCUUCUUUUCCACUAAAAACCAUUCGCAGAUAUCUCAUCAACGGAUAUUUCAUCAGCGGUAUCAUGACUGCAUGAGGUUUAUUGCCAUGCUGUUUUCUGGAAGCUCUUCAGCCUUGCGCUGUUUACGUUUCUUUUUGUUUUUUCCUCUUCUAUCCACGUGAUGUUACUUCCCAGAUCGUCUUUAUUCGAGUACAUAAUAGGCGAGUUUACGCAUGCAAUGUACGACGGCUAAACAAACUUUUUGAAAUAAAUAAUUGUAUGAAAAUGUUGUCCUGUGUUUACUUUCUUGUGAAUUUAAUACAGUUUAGAACGAGUAAAACAGAGCUUUAACCUUCAGAGCAAUUUUGAUCAACGCUGUUAGAAAAAUCGCCUGCCACGGCUUGAAAUGCUAGCGUACUUUACAAGACCUGAAAAUAUGCAUUUUGCCGUCGUCAACAGAGCAUGGACGACGUCUGAAACUCCGAAUAUACUUUUAAUUAUUCAUUUCUUUUGUGCUAUAGGAAUAAUGAUAUUGUAUUGAUUGCGGUCGUCCUGAUCUGCCGUUUUACAUGCGUAAACUCCCUAAUGAUUGGUGCCCGGAGUAUUGCUACUAUCCUCCUGUAUUAUUUUGAUUCCUGUAGUCAGACUAGAUUUCUCGUUUUGAAAAAUUACCGCAAUAUAUGAAUAAUUUAGACAUUGUCCUCGCUCUGUUUACAACGCCAAAAUACAACGGAAUGCAACUAACAUCAUAUGCAUCAAAUGCAACUAACAUCAUAACUUUACAAGUCGUUCUCAGCUUGACCUUGUAGCUCAGACGGUAGAGCAUCGUUCUAGAAAUGCGAAGGUCGCGGGUUCGAAUCCCAGCCGCGG
Paramuricea clavata is the source of this 10034-nucleotide messenger RNA. The record is from the annotation of a GenBank genome assembly. Lineage: Eukaryota; Metazoa; Cnidaria; Anthozoa; Malacalcyonacea; Plexauridae.